Molecule: messenger RNA, 4676 nt
Organism: Ceratina calcarata
Lineage: Eukaryota; Metazoa; Arthropoda; Insecta; Hymenoptera; Apidae
Gene: Sas-4
Product: spindle assembly abnormal 4
Exons: 3
Coding region: 774-4421 (1215 amino acids)
Biological process (GO): cilium assembly; centriole elongation
Cellular component (GO): centriole; centrosome
Molecular function (GO): tubulin binding
Source: RefSeq, a predicted model, not a curated record
AUCGAAAUGUCCAAAUAAACCGCAACGAAGAUUUAUUAUGAAAUUCUAAACUUUAAUUAAAAUCUUCAAUUGAUCGAAAGUACUAUCUACAAACACAAGCUUAAAAAUUUAUAUUUUUCUUCUAUAAUGAUAUACAGCGCUUGCCGCUCAUGGGCCUAAGCCAUGUUGCCGCUUGUACGCGAACAUGUGAUACAUAAAUAUAUAUCAUAUGUAUACAUAUAUAUAUUAGUUUCGAAUUAUUUUCAACCACUUUCCACCUUUCAACUGUCAGCCGGUAUGGUGCUUCAAGUGACUUCAACAAGUGUCCUGUAUUUUAUUUAAAACCAUAGUUUAACGAAUCCGGUUUGUAAUACAUUUUGUAUUGCUUCUCUUCGUUCGUCUUUUUGUUUCAUUUUAAAACAGUUGUCAAAUUUUAUUCCAUUUCAAAAUUAAUGAAGAGUGUUUUAAUUACAAACAGGCGAUUAUUCAUUUUUUAUGAUACGCAACGAACUUAUUACUUUAAUGUUUCAUAAAUUUCGUUUAGAAUUCUGUGCAUACAGAAAUGAAUAAAGAAGAAUAUAUGUUGUAUUAGUAUGAGUUUAAAACCAUUAACUGAGUUAAGAACAGUUAUAAAGGAAUAACCAACUCAUAUUCUUAAACACGGGACAGUUCAUAUUUUUUACGUGCGUUUGCAUAUGCGCUAUAUUGAAGGCAGCACAUUUUUCCAAAAAAUGUAAAUACCGUUUGUUUCACCUAUAUAACCAUACAUCUAUACACUGUGUGUAUUAAAUAAAAUGAACUUGGAAGCAUCAAUAGUCGAACGUUUACAAAAGCUGAGGCAGUGGCAGUUAGAACAGCAAGAACGGUUAUUGAAACAACAGCAGAUUCAAAGAGAGAUGUUAUCUCAAAAACAAGAUUGUAUGUUCAAAGCACUCGAGUUAUCUAUACAAGAACUAGACAGUCAAGAUGCAUCAAGCACAAGUAAUUUGAAUUCAACUGUAGGAGAUGGCGAACUUGAUAACAAAAAUUUAAUUACCCAGUCGCAAACAAGUGAAGAUUGUGCGCGUGCAUUGAAUAACAGUGAACUUGUAGAUAAUCAGGAUAUAAAUAAUAUCUUACAAGGCAUAACGUCACAGCAACAGUCUCCUGAAAAUAAGCUUAUGGAGAAUAGUAUUACAAAUCGUACAGAACAAAGAUAUUUAAAUGAUAAGGAAAUCUGUGAUACAAAAGGUAAUAUAAAAAUAAUAAUAACUACUCCAGAAGAGAAACCGCAGAUGGAACAAUUUCAAAUGGAUGGAGUAGCACCACUGACGCCAGAUAAGUCACUUGCUAAACGUCUUUGUAUUGAUGAUGUACCGAUUCCAUCCCCUAGAAAGGACUUUCAUACAUUGCUCGAAGAAAGGCUAAAAGAUAGUGAGAAUGAAUUUUCCGGAAGAUGUAACGUUAAGGAACAUAUAGAAAAAAAGCCGUUUUUAAGAAAAGGCGAGGGUUUAUCAAGAUUCAAGUUAAAUAAAAAUAUUUCCAGUCCAAAUACAAAAGAAUUAAGCAGAUCUUUAACUAAUACGCAAUUUAAAUGUUCCAGUAAUGAUAAAAGAGCUAACAAAAAUAUUCAACAUUCGAAAGCUGCACAAUUACCAAAAAAUAUGCGUGUGAAAAAAACUUUAAGCCUCAAGAAUGUACCAUUACCAAAAAAGAAGGCUCGCAAUGAAUCUGAAUCCAAGUCGACUCCUCACUUAGAAGAUUGUGUUCACGAAUCAAAAGAAAGUAUAGAAUCAAACACUGUAGAGUUUCAGUCUGGAACGCAAAAGGAAUUGGAAGAAGUACGUAUAUUUGAGUUGAUGGAAGAAAAAGCAGAGAAUUCCAGCUUUUGUUCUACAUCUAGUGCAGUCAUUGCCUUUUUACAACAAUCGACACCAUUUAAAAUAAAAAAGUAUGGACACAAAGCAGAAAGUAUGGGUAUUGAGAAACAGCUUAGUCCAGCAGUUAAAGAUAAAACAGCUACAAAGUCUGACCAAGCACAUACAAAUACAACCCCGAGUAAGAAUACUGAUACUUAUUCCAAUUUGUUGCCUUUUAUUAGAGAAAAUUUAAGCGAAUUAUAUAAAAAUAUGUUUAUGCAAAGUGCCAGUGAAAUCAAAAUGUCAGAAUUGAAUGGAAGCAGAGAUGCUUUACUUAAUACUCAAAUUCAGCCUGUACAUAAUCAACAGAACUUGUAUAAUGUUCCUACUAAUGCGAAUAGUAACGAAGCAGAUGUUAGUCUUCAUGUCAGAUUCUCUGAGUGUAAUCAAUAUAAGACAAUUGGGUUAACAGAUACGUCAACUAUAUCAACUGAUUCGGUGAUGACAAAACGUUUUCAGGAUGAUAAAGUCUGGAGCGAUUCUUCAAGUCCAGACACAUCUAUGAUGGAAACCCCACCAGAAUACGAUAGUACAAUCGAAAAUAAUGAUUUUAUGUGCAAUGCAGAAAUAAGUCAAUAUGUUUAUGAUAAGGAAGAACUAAACCUUUUAAACACUUUAGCGACAACACCCAAAAAUAACAUUCACAGUAUUAAAUCAUCGAAUAUGGAAAAAUGCGAUAACGAUAAUGACGAUGUAGUUGUAAUCGGAGAUGAAGAAAAUCAGAAAAACUUGGAGGAGACGAAUGAAACUAUUUUUAAAUCGGAACUCUUAAAAUAUCGUUUAGUAGAGCUUGAAAAAGAAAUUGACAUAUUUCGUAAAGAGAAUAUAGCUUUAUCUAUGCAGCGAAAACAAUUACAAGAAGAUUACAGAACCUUGUAUAAAGAGUUUUCGGAAAAAGAAAAAAAUUUUGAGGAGCAUAGAAAACAGAUGGAUGACCGAUGGCACGAAGAAAAGAAAAAACUAGCGCGCGAAAAAGCUUCGUUGGAAAAUCGAAUGAGUGAUUUACAAAAGAAAGUACAACAGCAUAGGCUAGAAAGGCAAGAACUUCAAUGUUUAAGGGACGCGAUGGAAAGGUUGGCACAGGAGGUUCAUGCAAAAGAAACCAAACGGAACGCGAUGGAAUACAGACAUAAAUGCCAAAUGAGAAUCUUAAAAGCAGAGAAUUUGAGGCUCAAGGAUGAAGUGGAAAAAUUGCAGACUUUACUGAAAAGUAAAGUUAAGAAUGUAGAAAAGCCUGAAACUGCAAAUACAAGAGCAAUCCAUCAAAUCAAUAGAGUGUGUAACUUGCAGCUGAAACGAAUUCCGAGAAUUAACAGUUCUUCAUCGGACGGAGGCGAGAAAUUGAAACCAAUGAAAACUCUAAGCACGGCUAAUGAAAAAAAUGCAGAUGCAGGCAAAGAACAACAUAAUGGCAACAGUAAAAAUGUGAAUGAAAAACCACGAAGAAGCCAGGCACCUAUAGCAGAUGUUGAUAAGCGAAAUUUAUGCGAAAUUCCAAGAAUUAACAAUUCCUCAUCGGACGAAUACGAGAAGUUGGAACCAAUGAAAAUUCUAAGCACGGCUAAUGAAAAAAAUGCAGAUGCAGGCAAAGAACAACAUAGUGACAACAGUAAAAAUGUGAAUGAAAGACCACGAAGAAGCCAGUUAUCCAGAGCGGAUGUUAUUAAGAAGGGAAAUUUAUACAAACAAUUAAUCGAAGAGAUAACGUCCAGAAUGGCAGAAACUAAAGAAAGUUCCGCUCCUCUUGAAAACUCCGAACUUGAAAAUAUACCGAAAUCAGCUAGUGAAUUGAGAGUAUUAACUGACACAACGAACACUAUGAAAAGUAAUUGUGAAACCUCCGAAUCUUUAAAAGCAAAUACUCAAAUGCAUCAAGAAAAUGAUGAGAAGAAAUCAGUAUUAGCGAGUGAAGAACCUAAUUCAAAUAUUGAAAAUGUUCCCCCUAAUCAUGAGGUUGAAGAACCCAUAAAACAGGUCGUACAUCCUGACGGUUCGGUCGAAGCCAUAUAUUUGAGAGGAAACGUUAAGAGAAUCUUUCCUGAUCAAGGCCUAAUUAGGUAUACCUAUCACAAUGGAGAUAUUCAUGAACUCAAUAAAAAUGGAGUAGAAAAAUAUUUUUACGCUUCAGCAGGUACAUGGCAAACGAAGACGGUAGAUGGUUUAGAAAUUUUAGAAUUCGCUGAUGGACAAAUUGAAAGACGAACGGCCGAUGGUAAAGUGGAAGUAUUAUUUCCGGAUGGUGCUUACAAAAUUUCAGAAUCCGACGGUUUCCAGAAAUGGACAAUGCCAAAUGGAUUGUAUGUGGAAAUUUUUCCGAGCGGUGAGAAGUUUGUUAUCUGGCCAAAUGGACAACGUGAAAUACAUACUAAAACUUAUAAGAAACGAGAAUAUCCCGACGGUACUAUUAAACUACUUUAUCAGGAUGGCACUCAGAAAACACAGUAUUCAAGUGGUAGAAUUCGCAUAAGAGACAAAGAUGGUAAUCUUUUGACGGAUUCCUACGAGUCAGACAUAGAAAGUUCUAUGCCAAGGAGUAAAGAAUAGUAUUUUAAUUCCAUGUAUGAAAUCCUCCUUUUAUAGUACUUUCCAAGACGUUAAAAGAAUGCAAUUUCAUGUAUUUGAAAUAAAGACUGAAUUUUUUGUAAGCAUAAAAAGCAUAAAUUUCCUAACAUCCAAUAGCCUCCUAUUGCUCCUAUUCCUGAAUUAUGAAGAAAUAAGAUUAGAUACACUACAUUUUCUUAAGCUUAGCCUCUGUUAUGCCUAAUGAUUUGUCUAUCGUCAUAAAGGAAUUAAACAAAC